AUGAAAAAGUAUCAUAUUGAAGGUGAAGAACUGGAAAGAAAAAUUUCAACUCGCGACUUAGGAGUCAUUUAUGAUCACAAGUUAAAUUUUAAUGAUCACAUUAGCUACAUCUCUGGAAAGGCAAGGAAAAUGUUAGGGUUUAUUAUAAGAAAUGGAAAAUACUUCAAAGAUGCAAAUACUUUUAUCACUCUUUAUAAUAGCCUUGUAAGAAGCAACAUAGAAUAUGCAUCGGUAAUAUGGAAUCCUUACAAUACACAACUUCAAACAAACAAACUAGAAAGUAUCCAACAUAAAUUCCUACGUUUUCUUGCUUUUAAAUGUCUUAACAAGAAAGAUGAUUCACUUAAUUAUAGUGAAAUUGAGAAACGGUUCAAGAUGGACAAUCUGGAGUUAAGAAGAAAAAUUGCUGAUGUGAAGUUCACAACAAAAUCUUUCAAUAACAUUAUGGACUCACAAUCAUAUCUACAUCACUUUAAAUUCUCACCACUCAACUCAAUAACAAGAAAAAAUGACGUUUUUAAAACGACAGGAAGUAAAACGGAUGUCGGGAAAUUCUCUCUUUUCAACAGACUGAUGAACACAUUCAACAAAUUACAAAACAACGACAAUUGGCUAAGAAAUCAACCAAAUGAUAAUUCAAUCAAAUACGUCAGUCGAUUAUCAACCCAAGAAUCAUCACAAGCCAAUAAUUUAGCAUAG
Messenger RNA from Clunio marinus, 699 nucleotides. The record is from the annotation of a GenBank genome assembly. NCBI's taxonomy places the organism in Eukaryota, Metazoa, Arthropoda, Insecta, Diptera, Chironomidae.